UAAUUGGGUUGAUUUUAGACAUACCCAAUUUUUUUACUAGGACUGUAAUGUUUUGCCUUUAUUAAAUCCAUUAAAUUCUCAUCAUUCAUUCUGCUUAUUGUAUUCAGAACCUGUAGAAGAAGUGAAAUUCAACAGCAGCAUGAAAGAAGCAGCAGCAAUACCAUAUAAUCUAAGAUGUAACGGUCGCGUAGUCGGCGAGCGCUAUUUGAGGCCCAGACAAGUCCAGCUUGAUCAUAGCUCCAACAAACCACUCUCAGUCAAUCAUAGCUCCAAGAAACGUCGCCCCAGACGCAGACAAAAGCCUUGUGAUCCCCCUUUACCUGAAUGUGAUAAAGACGAAGAGCCCUCUUUACCUGAAGCUGGUAAGGACGAAAACGCCCCUUUACUUGAAGGUGGUAAAGAUGAAAAAAAGGAAAGGAACAUGUUUGUUAAAGGCGCUAAGAGAGGCACUGAACCUGUAGAAGAAUAUCUCAGGCAAAUGAGAAGGUACUUUAUUGAGACUAUGUUUCCGUAUCCAUUAGCUGCAAUGAAACACUACAACUAUGGGCUAAAAGAGGAAGAGCAAUACAAGGUUACUGAUACUCGUGAUGACCUGUGCCGUUUGUUUAAAAAACUUGGCUGUAUACGUCUACUGCACUUUAUAGCUGAGCCUAAAUAUCCUAAAAACACGCCCAAUACAUCAGAGGAUACCACUAAGCACUUCUAUGCCCGGAUGCAUCAAAUGCCUAAUCGUGAAACUCAUGUGGAUUACUGUAAACUGUAUGAAGAACCUCCAGAAGGUACCUUUAUUACCCAAGUCAUUCCCUUGUGCUGUGAAACUUGUGGUCUUAAGGAUCUGAAAGCCCUUGAGUCAAAAUCAAUGGAACUGAGGUUUAUUCUCUCUUUUAUUUUGGAAUUGAAGUGCCGAAGGUGGAGGAGGAAAGGAGGAGUAUUGGGAUGGUUAUUACACCUCAACUCCUCCAAAAGUUAUGGUGGCACGCAGAAGAAACCCAGAGGUCUUAGCAGAACAAGCCGCCAGGAGAAAGAGAAAGCGUUGAAUGGAUCUUAGAAGACCUUUGGAAGAUUUUCUUCCAUUUUUGGUUCGUCUGGUCCGCAUGAAGAGGCAAGGCCCACUGUCUCAAUGAAACACGUGAUGAAGUUUUUGAAUCUGCCAAGGAGUCUUAGCUCACAUGCCAUGCAAUCCAAGAAAAAAAAUUGUGUGGGUGUAUGUUGCACACUCCCAAUCCAUCUCGGGUACCUAGAAUUGGGGUUGGCAUGAAAGAAUUUUAUGGGAUUUGGAUCCUCUAAAGUUUGAUUUUCAUUUUAGAGAGUAAAGUGUAAUCUUCUACCCUUAAAUAGUUUCUCUUUCAUAUUUAUUAUUGGUCCCACCUAUGAAAUCA
This is a messenger RNA of Arachis ipaensis, 1379 nucleotides long. Lineage: Eukaryota; Viridiplantae; Streptophyta; Magnoliopsida; Fabales; Fabaceae. The record is from RefSeq and is a predicted model, not a curated record.